GUCAUUGCUCCAUCUUUGCCAACCUGAACUAAGCCACGCGCGACUUUCUUACUUGCUGGCCUACCUACCUUUAUUUCCAUGGUCGAUCAGGGGACAAUUCGCCUGCCUUUCGCUCCCGACCUCUUCCAUCUUCCCUUCCCCGCGUGCUGAAAAGAGAGAGAGAAAAAAAAGAGGCGUCCAUGCGCCCACGCUUGAAUGAUAAGCUUCGCACCGGUCCAAACCUGCUUGACGCGAGGCGUUCACGAUAGAAAGACGGAGUCAAUCGACAGCAGAAUAGUUCCUCACGUGUCUACAAGAACAAGCGCUUUCCUACCCAUUUUUCGGUGCGCAGGGCACCACACUGCCUGUUUGGGCCUCGGGCGUCAGCCCAUAGGCUAAACCGGUGGCCCCUCCCACGUCGCCGUGCAUAAGUGCAGCCUGACGAUCGUAUCCAUUGGUUUGCAUCACGCCGGGGUUCGAGUCCUUGGACUCGAAUCUCUGCCUCCUUUGUACGACAGAUCUAACGAUCCGCGUCCGCAUGUUGCCUUCUGGGAUUCGGUUACCUAAACCUUGACUACCAACAGCCGACGCCUGACGUCUCACAUAGGCGUCCUUCAGCUUCGAUUGAUUUUUUCUCCUUUUCUUUUUCUCGUUCUUUAUUUGCUUUUUCUUCUCUUCUUACCUUUCUAAGAUACCCCUUUCUCAUCUGGUGGAUCUGGCUGGCUCAGAUCAUUCUUCCCCGUCCACGUCCGCCUACACCACCUGUCGUACACCUUUCCAUCCUCGAACCUACAUCGGUUGUCAUACUUUCGAACUGCUCACGGCUUCAGCAUACCAUAACCUACCUACCGUUACGAUAUAUUUCGAUAAAUGGACAUUGCUCUAAAUCGAGCCUUCCAGCGCGGUAUAUCAUCGAUUAUCCCGGCACAGCCGCAAUGCCCUUGCUUGAUACCAAUUCAGGACCUUCAUAUGGCACCAUCGAUCGAAUGAAUAAUCACGGCGAGGAAGAAGGAGAACGUCUCCUUCAGGCGGGUUACGAAAGCGAAGGAAAUGGCAGCACGAUAACUUCGUCGGAGGAUUCGGUUCAGGAAGGCGUUCGAAAAAUCGAGGCGAUCAACCUCACAUGGACUACAAAGUCGCUGGUCGUUGCUUAUAUCAGCAUUUUCCUCAUGGCGUUUUGCACGUCUCUGGAGGGCCAGACCACCAUGUCGCUCUCGGCCUAUGCGACUAGCGCAUUUAGUAAACACUCGUUGAUUUCAACCGUCCUUGUUGUUCAGAACGUGGUCAAUGCCGUUAUCAAACCCCCGAUGGCUAAAGUAGCCGAUGUCUUCGGUCGCUUUGAGGCGUUCUGCGUCUGCAUCUUGAUCUACAUUCUAGGAUAUAUUCAAAUGGCCGCUUCGAACAACGUGCAGGCAUAUGCGUCGGCUCAGAUCUUCUACGCGGCCGGGUCGACGGGCUUGCAAAUACUUCAACAGGUCUUCAUUGCAGAUAGCAGUAGCCUGCUGAACAGAGCAUUCUUGGCCCUUCUCCCCGAGUUUCCUUUUCUGGUCACCGUAUGGAUAGGUCCAAUGAUCGCCGAUGCGGUUCUCCAAAACCUGUCAUGGCGCUGGGGUUACGGGAUGUGGUCGAUCAUCUUGCCAGCGUCAUUCCUUCCCUUGGCGCUCUCGUUGCUGUUAAACCAACGCAAGGCCAGGAGACUCAAUCUCAUCAAACCCAGAAAGAUCCGUCGCCUUGGCUUUUUCGCUGCCGCUCGACGUACCUGGUACGAUCUCGAUAUGUUUGGCUUGAUGCUUUUGUCGGCGGCAGUGACGCUCAUUCUGGUGCCGCUGACGCUGGCUGCCAAUGCCAAAAAUGGCUGGAAGAACAACAGUAUCAUGGCAAUGAUUGGGGUCGGCGUAGUCUGUCUUCUGGCGUUGCCGGUGUGGGAAACGUCCAAGAGACUUGCUCCCAAGCCUCUCUUGUCGCUGCAUCUCCUGAAGCAACGUACCGCUCUUGCCGGCUGUGCUCUCGCCUUCUGGUACUUUAUGGCUUUCUAUUUCUCGGUUCAACCGUACCUUUACUCCUACCUUCAAGUUGUCCAGGGAUACGAGGUCUCCACGGCCGGCCGCGUUACCCAGACAUUUGCAUUCACCUCAACCAUCGCGGCCUUCGGCGUGUCGAUGCUGAUUAAAUUCACGCGGCGCUAUCGCGUUUAUGUGGUCAUCGGAUGUGUGAUAUACAUUUCUGGUAUUGUGCUGAUGAUGCUGUACCGCAAGGAAGGCAGUUCGCUCACUCAGAUACUGGGGACGCAAAUCGUGAUCGGCAUAGGAGGCGGACUGCUCAAUGUCCCCGUUCAGUUGGGUGUUCAGGCAUCGGCGAGCCAUCAAGAAGUUGCCGCUGCCACAGCCAUGUUCCUGACGUGUAUGGAACUCGGCGGAGCGGUUGGUGCGGCCAUUUCUGGGGCCGUUUGGACACAUAACCUGCCUCGGAAGCUGCAGCUGUAUCUGCCAGACGAGAACAAGGGAGACGCCAAAGCGAUUUUUGGGAAGUUGACCAAGGCGCUAGAAUAUCCGAUGGGAUCGCCUGCCCGAGUUGGCAUCAAUCGGGCCUACCAGGAGACCAUGAACAAAUUGUUGGUGCUGGCUUUUGUGGUGACCAUCCCGCUGAUCCCGUUGAGUCUGAUGAUGGAGAAUUACAAUCUCGAUAAGAUGAGCUCGUCCGACCAUGAACCGGUCCCUGUGGACGACGACGCCGAACCCGAGCCUGAAGGGCACGGGAAACGAACGUGAGCGUGUUGCGAGAUUUGUCCGACGAUGUUUCAUAUGGAGCCGGUCUCCUUGCCCAGCCGACGUUUCGAAUUGAAAUGGCCAUUGAUUGAUUUCGCCGGUUUUCUUUCAGGACGGAAUGACUCCUUACCAUUGACUCCGUCCCUGCAGGCCUGCUUGCCAGGACCUAUAUACCAUGUACUCUUUGCAAAUUCUCCGAUGCCUGAUAUGAUAUCUUGUUGGUUGAGGCAGGGUGUGUACAGCGGCACAUGUUCAAAACUAUACCUUCGGGGGGCUUAUAUAGACCUCUGGAUUACGACUAGACAUAGACGAAAUGAAUGAACGGGGCGUUAUUUAUUGUUAUGACUGUUCGUAUUGCACCUGGAUCCCUGCCGAGUGUCAUUAAACGUUGACAGUCUCGGGGAUCGCGGCUUCUGGCGCUGGUGAAACUUUAGCGGCGACUUCAAUAGUUA
Messenger RNA from Aspergillus melleus, 3196 nucleotides. RefSeq names its product siderochrome-iron transporter MirC (gene mirC). NCBI's taxonomy places the organism in Eukaryota, Fungi, Ascomycota, Eurotiomycetes, Eurotiales, Aspergillaceae. The transcript has 5 exons. The record is from RefSeq and is a predicted model, not a curated record. Gene Ontology annotation, molecular function: siderophore-iron transmembrane transporter activity. Gene Ontology annotation, biological process: siderophore transmembrane transport. Bases 915 to 2747 code for a protein of 610 amino acids.